CCAAUUUCCAUCCUCUUGCUUUCAACACUUUCUCAAAUUCCGACGAUCUCUCCCUCCUCUCUCUCCCUCCUCUCUCUCUCUUCGACUUCUCUUCUCCACUUUCCCCAUCUCUACUAUCACUUCUUUGGUUUUCCCCAAUUCCCACACAUAUAAACCCUAGAUCUGAAUUCCAUUUUCUUAGUUUUCUUAUCAGUGGAGUAUAAUUGAGUGGCGUAAGUCCAGCAUAAGAUGUGCACGGAUUUUUUCAAUCACCUUAGAUUUCGAAGUUUGGUUCUUUAAUGGUCUUUCUUUUUUCUGCUUAACUUUUUGUAAAUUGUACUCUUGUUUGUUUUAAUUGUAAAUCAAAGCUUUAAUUGUAUUAUCAUGGAUGGUGUUUCGGGUCCAGCUACUCAAUCUGAACCCAUUUUUGAUAAAUCAAGGGUUUUAGAUGUAAAACCAUUGAGAACUAUGAUACCCAUGUUUCCAAAUCCUCCUCAAGCUCCACCAUUUGUUUGUUCUUCACCAUUUGGUCCUUUUCCAUCUGGGUUUACCCCCUUUUACCCCUUCAGCAUGGGCCCACCUGGGGAAGGGAGACAUCAAGAUGGUGCUGCUUAUGCUACUCCUGCCGCCGCUGUUCCUUUGCGCUCUUUUGGAACUCCUCAAAUGGGUGCUCAUUUCUCUAAUGGAGAUACAGAUUCUUCUAGAGAUAUCCAUUUUGGGGAUGGUGGGUUUCAUACUGUUUCUGGUAGGAAAAAGCGUGGAGCUUACAAGAUCCCAAAAGAUGCUGCAGAAAAGAGGGCUGAGAGGAAAGCACGAAAGGAGGCAGCUGGAACCGAGAUUCGGAAACCCAAUUUAGCUAAUGUUGUGGGCUUACCUCAAGAACAAAGGGAAGAUGGUAAUAGAGAAAUUGUUUGUUUUGUUUUAAUGAAAUUUGAUGCUGUUAGGAGGAGAUUAAGUCAAUUAGAGGAUUCUAAGGAAGCAUCAACUGGAUUAAUUAAACGAGCUGAUUUGAAAAGUGGUAAUAUAAUGAUGACUUCUGGGUUUAGGACUAAUAGUAGGAAGAGAAUAGGUGUAGUUCCUGGUGUUGAAAUUGGUGAUAUUUUCUAUUUUCGUAUGGAAAUGUGUGUUUUAGGUUUGCAUGCUCCUUCCAUGGCUGGUAUUGAUUAUAUGACUGUUAAGAAUGACAUGGAAGAUGAUCCUCUUGCUGUAAGUAUUGUUUCUUCAGGUGGGUAUGAUGAUGAUGCUGAUGAUGCUGAUGUUUUGGUUUAUACUGGUCAAGGUGGUGGGAAUUACAGUAACAAGGGUAAAGAAGCUUCUGAUCAGAAGCUUGAAAGAGGUAAUCUUGCUUUGGAGAGGAGCGCAAGGCGAGGGAAUCAAAUUCGGGUUAUUAGAGGUAUUAGAGAUACAACUAAUCCCUCACUUAAGAUAUAUGUUUAUGAUGGUUUGUAUACUAUUCAGGAUUCUUGGAUUGAUAGGGCUAAAUCUGGUGCCAGUCUUUUCAAGUAUAGGAUGGUUAGGUUACCUGGGCAGUUUCCUGCUUUUGGGACCUGGCAAUCUGUCUUGAAAUGGAAGGAAAGUGUUUCCUCUAGGCCAGGAUUGAUUCUUCCUGACCUUACUUCAGGUGCUGAAAGUCUUCCUGUUGCACUCGUAAAUGAUAUUGAUGAUGUAAGGGGGCCUCCUUACUUUACAUAUUUGCGUUCUGUUAAGUAUUCUAAGUCACUUAACUUGUCUGAGCCAACUUAUGGGUGUAAUUGUCAUAGUUCUUGCGCUGCUGGUGAUCUUAACUGUUCUUGUAUUCGUAAAAAUAGUGGGGAUUUCCCGUAUACUGCUAAUGGAGUUUUGGUGAGUAGGAAACCAAUGGUGUAUGAGUGUGGACCCUCUUGUCCUUGCUUUACUAACUGUAAGAAUCGAGUGUCACAGAGCGGUCUUAAGGUGCGACUAGAGGUUUUUAAGACUAAGGAUAGAGGUUGGGGCUUGCGUUCGUGGGAUCCUAUUCGUUCUGGAACUUUUAUUUGUGAAUUUGCUGGUGAGGUGUUGGAUAAAGCUAAAUAUGAUCGAGAUGAAAGUAGUGAUUGUAGUGAUUAUGUUUUCGAUACUAGUCGUGCUUUUGAUAAUUCAUUUAGGUGGAACUAUGAUCCUCCGUUGGUCGGUGAAGAUGCAGUUGGGGACUUGAGUGAAGACUUUGACAUCACUCCAUUGGUCAUUAAUGCCAAAGAUUCCGGAAAUGUUGCUCGCUUCAUGAACCAUAGCUGUUCUCCUAAUGUUUUGUGGCAGCCUACUGUGUAUGAACAGGAUGGUGAAUCCCUUAUUCAUAUCGCAUUUUUUGCGAUGCGACACAUCGCUCCCAUGACUGAGCUCACUUAUGAUUAUGGUAUAUCUCAGUCUGAAAAUAGGAGGAAGCGUUGCUUAUGUGGUUCACCAAAAUGCAAAGGAUUUUUCGGUUGACAUUAUCAAAGUGUGAAACUGAAGGUUUUACAGAAGCAGCUUAUGCCCAUUGUGACAUCUCUGAAUCAUCUGCGUAAUCAAAGGAUCCGGGAGACUUGACCAUGAUUCUGUAUUUUUCUGUUCUGUUAUGCGAUUCACAGAAUGCUUUGUUAAGCGACAGACUUUUCCAAUGUGGUUCCCGACUCGUAACCUGUUUGUAGCCCAGCAUAGUUCGUUAGUAUUCUAGCUGUGAAGCUGUUUGUUUAAAUUAUGUAUAACCAUUAUGCUAGUUUCUCUGUACUCUAUAGUGUAGUAAUAGUUGUUCUCGACGUGUAGUUUGUGGGUGCUUGUAGCCCCUAUGUUGGCGACUAGUAACUUUUCGAUAGAAGCCAUAUUUGGCCUUGUUAGAUGUUCAAUAAUCAUCAUGAUUUUGUUGUGCCGGAAA
Messenger RNA from Amaranthus tricolor (Joseph's coat), 2848 nucleotides. RefSeq names its product histone-lysine N-methyltransferase, H3 lysine-9 specific SUVH1-like. The transcript is spliced from 2 exons. Bases 364 to 2424 code for a protein of 686 amino acids. Gene Ontology annotation, cellular component: nucleus. NCBI's taxonomy places the organism in Eukaryota, Viridiplantae, Streptophyta, Magnoliopsida, Caryophyllales, Amaranthaceae. Gene Ontology annotation, molecular function: protein binding; histone methyltransferase activity; zinc ion binding. The record is from RefSeq and is a predicted model, not a curated record.